AUGAGAGUUUUUAAACAAAUAGCGUGUUCAUCCAAAGAUUAUUUGAGAUUUGUUGUGUCGUUAUUGAAAGAAGAAGUUCGCAAUUGGUGGAAGACGAUUGAAGCCAUUGUACCAACAGAGAAAAUUACUUGGGAAUUCUUACAAAUUGAAUUUAAGAAGAAAUAUGUCAAUAGAAAGUAUUUGGAUAAGAAGAAAAUAGAAUUCCUUGAUCUACGACAGAGAAAUAAGACAAUAGCUGAAUAUGAAAGAGAAUUUGUUUAUUUCAGUAAAUGUGCUCGAGAUAUUGUACCCACAGAGGAAGAAAUGUAUAUCAGAUUUGAAGAAGGGCUAAAUGAUGAGAUCAGAAUGAUGAUAGGGGGCACUGAGAUACGAGAAUUCUUUGUUCUAUCAGGUCGUGCUUAG
Messenger RNA from Gossypium arboreum, 402 nucleotides. RefSeq lists its product as uncharacterized. The record is from RefSeq and is a predicted model, not a curated record. The transcript has a single exon. Bases 1 to 402 code for a protein of 133 amino acids. Lineage: Eukaryota; Viridiplantae; Streptophyta; Magnoliopsida; Malvales; Malvaceae.